This is a messenger RNA of Dama dama (fallow deer), 8268 nucleotides long. It is a transcript of the gene SYNPO, whose product is annotated as synaptopodin. The transcript has 3 exons. Gene Ontology annotation, molecular function: actin binding. Gene Ontology annotation, cellular component: spine apparatus; nucleus; stress fiber. The record is from RefSeq and is a predicted model, not a curated record. Gene Ontology annotation, biological process: positive regulation of actin filament bundle assembly; modification of dendritic spine; spine apparatus assembly. Lineage: Eukaryota; Metazoa; Chordata; Mammalia; Artiodactyla; Cervidae. Bases 344 to 3115 code for a protein of 923 amino acids.
AGCUGAGUGAGGAGGCAGGCGGGCAGCCGUGGCUGGAGCCUGGGCACAGCGGUCCCCAAGAGAGAGGGUGCGGAUCCGGCUCCAGAUAGAUCAUCUUGAAGGGGAGGCCUCACAGACAAGAGACGGGUUAAGAAGGAAACCUUGGGGGUCCACCAUCCCCCCAGCCCAGGAAGGCUUGCAAUUGGAUCCCCUUCCAGCUCUGUGAGUUGGCUGAGGAAGGAAGGGCAGUCGAGAGCCAGAGAAGGCCCCAAGAAGAUCAGACACCAACAAUCACUCAGGCGCCUCUGGCCCCGGCCCCAGUACGGGCGACAGCUUCUUUGUGUCCGUGAGGAGAGGCUGAACCAUGCUGGGCCCCCACCUUCCACCCCUACCCCCGGCACCCAGUGAAGGCAGGUCUACCCCCUGCGCCUUUGGGAUCCCUGAUGGCAGCUACAGGUGUCUGGCCUUGGAGGCCGAGGAGAGCGGCGGUGAGGAGGGCCUGCAGGGAGAGGUGGGGCUCACAGACUUGGAGGAAGACCGAGUGGCCAGCAGGAGUGGGGACAAGGUCUGCAGAGCCACCCAAGGGGCACCGCAGCUUCCCAGAGCCCUGGGCUCCCGGCCACCCAGCUGCUCCAGGGAGGCACGAGGGGUUCCCCAGCUUGACAACAGAACCAGUCAGGACGGGGACACCACGAGGGCCCGGCGGGUGAUGACAGCCAGCCUCAGCCCCGGCCCGGGGCCCAGGGUUGCCCAGAAACCAGCGCUGGGCCGGAGUACUAGCCUCACCGAGAAGGAUCUAAAAGAGGCCAAGGCGAGGAGCCAGCAGAUCGCAGCCCAGCUGACCACCCCUCCCAGCUCCAACUCCCGCGGAGUCCAGCUCUUCAACAGGCGUCGGCAGAGGGUGAACGAGUUCACCUUGGAGAGCCACGGCCAGAGGGGACCGAAGUCUAGCCAGGAGCCCCUCAGAGUGCCCCCCGCCAGCCCCACAGGCCAUGCCCCGGGGCUCAGCCUGAGUCCCACCUCGCUGCCUGAGCCAGGCCCUCCGAGAAACCCCGCCUGCCAGAGCACUGACACAGGGGUCCCCCGUCACAGCAUGGAGGGCUGCUCGGAGGAGGCCAGCCUGCUCCGGCACCUGGAGAAGAUGGCCAGCGAGGAAGAGGAGGUACCACUUGUGGUUUAUCUAAAGGAGAAUGCAGCCCUGCUGACGGCCAAUGGGCUCCACCUGUCCCAGAACAGAGAAGCCCAGCAGAGUCCCCCAAGCCCACCUCCAGAGGAGGUCCACAGCCCGGCCACAGAUGCCAACCAAAACCUUCCCUUGGCCGGCACCACGCUCAUCCCGCCAGCUUCUAAUGGCAACCACAACCUGCCAGCCACAGAUGUCAACCAGAACCUAUCGGCAGCCGUCACCCCACAGAGCCUGCCGCUCUCCAGCGUCCAACAGAAUUCUGAGGUGCAGCUCCCUCCGAAUGACACGGUGCCAGAUUUCAAACCCAGCACCCCGUGUGCCGGAGGGCAAACCCAGGAGGCAGCCGCGGAGGUGAGAUCCAGCACGCUCCUAAUUGAUAAGGUAUCAGCUCCACCUACCGCCACCAGCACCUUCUCUAGAGAAGUUACUCCCAUCUCCAGCUCCAGGCACCUGGGCCCAGAUUUCAUGUCCAGCUCCCUGCUCAUUGACGUCCAGCUUGGAGCCCCAGCUGUGUCCACAGAGCAAGAGAUGUCCGGGCGGACAGCCGCCACCACGCCCACCAAACUGUACAGCGAGGUCCACCUCACGCUGGCCAAGCCUCCAUCCGUGGUCAACAGGACGGCCAGGCCCUUUGGGAUCCAGGCGCCGGGCAGCACCAGUCAGAUGGAGCGAAGCCCCAUGGUAGAGAGACGACAUCGUGGGGAGAAGGUCCCUGCCCCCCAGCCCUCCAGUGUGGCAGACAGGAGCCCCCGGCCACAGAGACACGUAAUGUCCCACAGCCCCAUGCUGGAGAGGAGGCCCGUGGCACAGCGAAGCCCCGCCUUGGAGAGACGCCCUGUGGGAAACUUCACCCCACCGCCCACCUACGCUGAGACCUUGUCCACAGCCCCCCUGACUUCCCGGGUUAGGUCUCCCCCGUCUUAUUCUGCCCUGUACCCCAGCUCCGACCCCAAGCCUUCUCAUCUAAAGGGCCAAGCUGUCCCUGCCAGCAAGACAGGCAUUUUGGAGGAGUCGAUGGCCCGCAGGGGCAGCCGGAAAUCCAUGUUCACCUUCGUGGAGAAGCCCAAGGUGACCCCGAAUCCAGACCUGCUGGACCUGGUACAGACGGCUGAUGAGAAGCGCAGGCAGAGGGACCAGGGAGAGGCAGGCCUGGAGGAGGAGCCCUUCGCCCUUGGGGCCGAGGCCUCCAAUUUCCAGCAGGAGCCCACACCCCGGGACAGGGCCAGCCCUGCUGACGCCGAGGAGACCGUCCCCGAGUGGGCCUCUUGCCUCAAGUCACCGCGCAUCCAGGCCAAGCCAAAGCCCAAACCCAACCAGAACCUCUCAGAGGCCUCGGGGAAGGGGGCUGAGCUCUACGCCCGCCGCCAGUCCCGGAUGGAGAAGUACGUCAUCGAGUCUUCGGGCCACGCUGAGCUGGCCCGCUGCCCAUCACCCACCAUGUCCCUGCCUUCAUCCUGGAAGUACUCCACCAACGCGCCUGGUGGCACCUUCCGAGUGGCCUCCCGGAGCCCGGCCCGGACCCCACCUGCCUCGCUCUUCCACGGCUACCUGCCCGAGAAUGGGGUCCUGCGUCCAGAGCCCACCAAGCAGCCGCCCUACCAAAUGCGGCCCUCGCUCUUCGUCCUCUCACCCAUUAAAGAACCUGCCAAGGCCUCGCCCAGAGCCGCCUCGCCCGCCAAGCCCAGCUCCCUGGACCUGGUGCCCAACCUGCCCAAGGCGGCUCUCCCACCGUCACCUGCCCUGCCUCGGCCCUCCCGCUCCUACACCGCCGCUGGCCAAGACGGCCUCCAGCCUACAACCGUGAGCCCCACCUACAGCAGUGAUAUCUCGCCUGCGUCACCCUCCAGGGCGUGGUCUCCCCGAGCCAAGCAAGCCCCCAGGCCCUCCUUCUCCACCCGGAAUGCGGGGAUUGAGGCUCAGGUGUGGAAGCCAUCCUUCUGCUUCAAGUAACGGACCCCGCAGGGAUCCCACUGCCUGUCUGAGCCCCUGUCCAGGGACCGGAUGGAGAGCAGGAAGUGGCACGGGGCUGAGUCAGGAGUACGGGGACUCAGGGCUGACGCUGCCACCAGCUAGGUUUGCGCCGUAUGGGCAAGUCACCUCCCCUCUCUGAGCUAUCGCUGCCCCUUCCCUCCCUCGAGGUGGCUGGACUCCACGUCUGAGAGAUCUGAAGUCAGCUACCAGUAGGAAGAAGGGUCACGGAGAGAGGACCACUUGGCUGGCCCUAGUGAGACUGGGGGCUUCUUCACCUGGCCUUUGUGAGCUGUAGGGCUGCCAGCGUCUUGCUGAGGAAAGGCCUAGAGGGGCCCUAACAGGGGCUUCUGCAGCACACAGAGCCUGCCCUUGCGGUGGGACCGGCCAGCCCAGGGCCUGCCGCCCCGGUGGGCUGCCCUCGCCAUGGCCCCGGCUCCGGCCUCUUUCUGCCUGUUGCUGGAUUCUCACCUGCUCGGGUCUGUCUCUUCCACCUCUGCCUUCCGGACACUGUUUCCUCUCCGCUGCUUCAGAGACCUCUGCCUCGGCCUCCACACUAUCUCCUCUCCCGGGUUCUGCUGGAUGAGGACUCAGCCCACCACGGCUGGCUGACGCUUUUCUUCCUGCCCCUCUGCUCAGCUGCCUUCACGCCCUCUCCGAACAUCUGGCUCUGCUUUCUAGACAGCUUAUGCAGUUCAUCCCAGACUUCAGUCCUGGUUCCACCUGGCUUGCCCUCACUCUUCUGGGGUGUGGGAGGUCCCCAGGGAUCCCCGAGAGAAAGCCCAGGAGAAGGCUCUGCAGAGGUGGGUGUGUAGCAAGGAGAGAGGUCCCUAGAAAUAGAUCCAUUGGCUAUUUUGGUUUCACCCUCAGCCCAGAUCUGCACGGCUGAAAGAAACCAUCCACAUGCCACAGAAAGGGGCCCCAAGGAGAGAGGCAUCUCGGCCUCCCGUUUGCUGUGUGACUUUGGUCAAGUCACUUUCCCUUCCUGGGCCUCAGCUUUCUCAUAAACACAAUGAGGGCCCUCCUAGCUGUGACCGUCUGUGAGGAAUGAGAGGACAGGACAGGCUGGUACUUUGGGAGAAAGGUCCUGUAAGUGACAAGAGAGUCCCCUGGGAAGAGAGGGGAAGGAAAUUAGGACUAAGGUGUCCUAGGACAGAUGGGAAGUAGAUGUCUGUAAGGGCGUCCGAGGAGGGUGUGUCUGGGGAGGCCAGGAAAUCAGAAGUUUAGGCUCAGGUUCAGGAUUGCCUGGAGACAGACCGUGGGAACACAGCAAGGACUGGGGCAGGAGCACGGCAGCCCAGGGAGGGGACAGAGGAGACCUUGAGGUCUGGAGGAAAAGGCUGGGACUUAGAUCUGGAUUCUAAAAUAUGGCCUCCAUGUGUAUCUUUGGGUCUCGGUUCCCCCCUUCAUACUGUGAGGGUUUUGAGUCAGGUAGCCUGAGAUCCUUCCCAUCUCUGACACCUUUGAUGUGCUGCGGCCCCCCAAAACCACGUUUUGUGAGGGCGAGAGAAUAUAGACGCAAGAGGCAGAAUUCAGAUGGAAGCCUCCCAAAACCGGGGGCUGAGCACCACCCACUAUCUCUUUCCUAGCCCUAUUUCUGGGCUCCCCAGCGGAGCAAGGGGUGGUGGAGGCGGUGCCCGUGCUGGGCUGAGCCUGCAGUUUUCGUGAGCUCUCGGCUCGUCUCCAUGGGAACAGGGGGUGCCUUCCCAGUGAGUUCAUUCUGCCCGGAACGUGGGGGCAUGCGUGGGGAAGUCAGGAGUGAGCUCAGCUCCUUCAUGCCAAGCCCCUCCCAGGACAGAGUGAAGCCCGUGUUCCGGACCCCUGCUCCCUUCGACAUCCGAGGGCCAGCAAUGGAAGAGCCCACCCUCCGUCCUGCAGUUCCUUCGGCCAGGCUGUCUGAGCUCUGCCCUCAACUUUGUUUUCUCUCCUGUUCUCAAUACACUCUGGCUCAAAUCUGUCUUGCUUCUUCUUUUCUUCCACACUCACGGGCUGGUGGUCUGGGCCCUCUCCCUCCUCCCCGACUCUGGCCUGGGAACUGUGGUGAGAGUCCGAAUGCUGCCUGCAUCUGCUGAGUGUCUGGAUCUGCUGUGGGUACAGAUGUGUGCUGGCUUGGCAGUAAGGGCUGCCUUCUCUCUUCCCCCAGUCAGCUCUCAGGGAACCAGAAACCCUUGGAAGACACAUUCUGUUUUCUCCUUCCUUUGGACUUUGGCCAAAAAGCCUGUAGAUGGGAAAAACCCACGCCCCUUAUGGUCCGGAUUUAUUUGAAUUCUUUAUAAGUGCCUUUAGCCAGAGCAUGUACACUUUUCUUCCCCCUUAGUUUCUCCCAGCAUCCCACUCUACCAUUAUCUAAAUCUGGGAGCUUCCCAGUCAUCACUGCAUAUAAUAAGUUUCUGCCCCUCAUGGAGCCGAACAAACGCCAUCGGGAGCCAGAAAAAAUGGGUUCCAGCCUCAGAUCUGCACCUGACUCCUUGUGUGACCUUAGACAACCCCUAGGCCCCAGUCUCCCCUUCCACACAAGGAGAGGAUUACAGAAGCUGUGGGCUAGCUGGCUGUCUUUGGUCUCCGAUAUUCCUCUUUGCUCCACUCGUGCCCACCUCACACACAUGCCCUACUUUGGGACUGGUGCUGGGUUAAGUGGGUGCUCCUUUCUGAACUUUCACCCAUGUGCAUUUCCAGGAAGCUCUGGGGUAUAUGAUGAAUUGAGAUCUUUUUCAGAAAGUGAGUAAUUCUGAUUCCCUGCAGCAUUUUUGUAUUAUACACUCCCCCCAACCAGGGUGCACAUGCCCACGGACACACACACACACAGUCAGUACCCAGACAGGGCAGUUGUGAUGCGGUCAGGCCUUGGCCCAAUGCCAAAAGAUGAGGAGCUGCUCACCACUGCCCCCAACAUUCCAACCCACACAUUCUGAGAAGUAAGUUCUGUUACUCCUUCCACUUGCUGGCCCUAGCCUUUCCCUUGAAGCCACCAAAGGCAAAGGCAGUCCUUAAAGGUGUCAGACAGUUAUCACAGCUCCUCCUGCCGCAGCCUGCUCUUCUCCUGGCUGAAAGCCCUGGUUCCUCUGCCUUAGUGCUUGUUGAUGGACUUGGAUCAUGAACUCUUGGCCCCACUUCCCACAGCCUGGCUGAUUGAAAGAUUCCUGAGAUGGCUCACAGACAGCAGCUCGCACUGUCUCUGGCUCAUAUACACACAACUGUGACCCUGGAGUAAAAGGGGUGGAGCCCAUGCUGAGCUUUAACUUUCCUACUUGAUGAUUGGAGCCUUGGAUGUCCCCAGGAGGUCCCUAACAUUACCAAUCCCAUGAAAACUCUUUAACUGUGAAACAUUCCUCUUUAGGUUAAAAGUUUCCAUUUCUGAGUCUGGGCCAAUCUAGUAGCUGCUGCAUUGUUUGGAGAAGACAAAUAAUUUAUCGCUUCCUUUUGAUGGAGAGAAAUGAGAUUCUGACUGGAUGAGAGGUUGACUGGUUAGGCUGUGAAAGUUCACUGAUUGGAUGAGAGAAUGGAGCUUAUGAGUGGUUCUAGAUUUUGAUUGGAUAGGAGACACUGAACAGACCAGCUAGUUCUGGACUCAGAGAUGACUGCUGGUUAAUUUGGAUUGGAUUGCAGAUUGAUUGGACUGGCUUUUGCUGAAAUCUGAUUGGCUAAACAGAUGGAUGGUUUAGUAUAGUAGUCCUCAACCUUUUUGGUACCAAGGACUGGUUUUGUGGAUGACAAUUUUUCCACCAGGUGGGAAAGGGUGGGGGUGGGAUAUGGCUUUGGGAUGAUUCAAGGGCAGUAGGGUUCAUGCUCUUAUGAGAAUCUAAUGCUUCUGCUGAUCUCACAAGAGGCAGAUCUCAGGGGGUAACGUGAGCAAUGGGGGGAGGGGGGUGACUGUAAAUACAGAUGAGGCUGGCUUGCUGGCCACUCAUCUCCUGCUGUGUGGCCUAGUUCCUAACAGGCCACAGACCAGUACCAGUCCAUGACUCGGGGGUCGGCGACCCCUGAUUUAGCAGAUACAUGCUGGACAUGGGUCCCCAAGAUCUGUAUUCUCAAAACCAGUUCAAACUACUUAAGCCCACCUGCAGCCUUUGAGCAGCAGUCAGUCACACACACAUUUCCUGGUGGGGCAGAAUACACCAGAAAGCUAUUUACACCUCUGAACUUCAUUUUCAUCAGUGUAAAAUGGCUUGUGAUAAUACCGGCUACCUCACCAGACGGUUGUGAGGAUCUGAUGAGAGAGGAAGGAUGAGAACAAACUUUGUAGACUGGAAAGUCCCCAAGGAGGUAGGAAGCAGGUAUGAUUGUGUAGAGCAGAGCAGUGCUUUAUAACCUCAAAGAGGGUCACCAACUUGGCCUCACCAAAUCCACUCUCCCCUACCCCAUGCUGGCAAGAGGUCCAGGGAAGGGAGCAAAGACCCAACUUUCUUUUAUGUUUUAUCUGUUAGUAGGAACUUACAUGAUCAAGGAUCCAAGGAGCAACUAGCAGGUGACCAUGGCAAUACAACAGGGGGAUUGGGACUGAGAAGGCCUUUCCCUAAGUCCAGUCUUAGAAAUAAUGAUCAAUAUUUUUGGUUUUAAUUUUUUAAAUAGAUAGCAUAUCCAUACAGUUCAAAACCUUAAACUUAUAUAAAAAGUAAUACAUUAAAAGUCUUAUUCCCACCCCUGUGGCUGUGUACCCUGCCCAGUUCACCCUACUUCCCAACAGAGACCCACUCUGGUUAGUUUCAUGUAUAUCCUUUCAAGUGUGUCUUUAUGGUAACUAACAUCUGUUGCACACUUAACCUCUUCUAGCAAAUCUUAUCAUACUGUGAUAUUCUUUUACAUAAGUUAUCUCAUUUACUUCUCACAACAACCCUCUAGGCUACAGGCUGACAUUAUACUCCCAUUUCACAGAGGAGGAAACUGAAGCCCAGGGGCUUCCAGUUGCUUCUGUUGCUGAAGCAAUUUGACCUAGUUCAUUCAUUAAACAAAGGGGUCUAUCUCCUAAGAGAGCGAUCUUAAACCACCCGGCUCUCUGUGACGCACAGGGGCAAGCAGCGUGGGCUCUUUCAAGCAUCUGAAAAAUGAAAAUUGGGGCACCUGCAUUUUACUGCAGUCACUGCUAACUUCAGUCCAAAAUCCCGGUAUAGAGGAGCCCAGCACUAACGCCUGCCCCC